Cyclopterus lumpus (lumpfish) is the source of this 1149-nucleotide messenger RNA. Its product is annotated as calcitonin-1-like. The coding region runs from base 239 to 697 and encodes 152 amino acids. Gene Ontology annotation, molecular function: calcitonin receptor binding; hormone activity. NCBI's taxonomy places the organism in Eukaryota, Metazoa, Chordata, Actinopteri, Perciformes, Cyclopteridae. The transcript has 3 exons. The record is from RefSeq and is a predicted model, not a curated record. Gene Ontology annotation, cellular component: extracellular region.
GGGGGGUGACUCACAUUUAAAGGGGUGUUGUGUGGAAGUUAAAGCGAUGGAUGUGCGGAAGGAGACCACGGCUGAGAUAAGUGACAGAGCUUGAGGAAGUCCUUUUGUCUCGGUCAACGGGGACACCAAAGGACCAGCAGGUGUACCUCCUUCUAGACGUCUUUGUCGAUUCCUUCGGGUGACCCGAGAACCUCGUUUCUGUGGCGGCGUGAGAAUGUGAACGGCAGCGAGGGAGCUGAUGGUUAAUGGGGGUCGGGGGUUGUCUUUCUUGCGGCGCAGGGGGACCAUGGUGAUGCUGAAGAUCUCCGCUUUCCUCGUCGCCUACGCGCUGGUCAUUUGCCAGAUGUACUGCUCACAAGCCGCCCCCGCCAGACCGGUCUUACAGUCCAUGUCGGACCGAGUCACGCUCACGGACUACGAGGCGCGAAGGUUACUCAACGCCAUCGUCAAGGAGUUCGUGCAGAUGACGGCGGAGGAGCUGGAGCAGCAGGCGACCGAAGGAAACAGCAUGGACAGGCCUCUAACCAAGCGGUGCUCCAACCUCAGCACCUGCGUGCUGGGCAAACUGUCUCAGGAGCUGCACAAGCUGCAGACGUUCCCCCGCACGAACGUGGGAGCCGGAACGCCCGGCAGGAAGCGCAGUGCGCCCGAGAGCGACAGCUAUGCAAGCUACGGCGAGACGUUUGACAGCAUCUGAGCCGCUCCUCUUCUACCUUUACUGCAUCUCCUCCUCUUCCUCCUCUUCCUCAUCCCCCAGUCUCUUCCUUAUUGUUUUUUUUUUUUUUUUUUGGAUUGGCCAGUGCAUGUUGAUUCGACCUGCUUGAUUGACACGAGAAGAAUAUGACCUCUUAAGGGCAAACAAAGCCUUUUGUUUUUUGGUUAUUAUCUCUUCCCUGCUUGUUCUUUUUUUUUUUUUUGGGCAGAGAAUGAUUCGUCCCAAAAUAAUGUUCAGACAAUCGAGACUUAAGUUUGUGUGAUUCAGAAGCCGGUUCAGACAUCCAUCUCUGUGUACUGUGCGUUAAAAGAGUCACUUGAUGGCAUUUCAAAGCCCCUGAAACGUAAAAAAAAAAAAAAAAAACACAUUAAUAAACGAUGCACUCGUUGCGACACCAUGUUUCUUGUUCAAUAAACGUAUUUUUCUACCAGGAA